AUGAUGAUUCGCUUCGUCUUAUUUCUUCUCAUUCUCUUCCCGUGUGCCGGGUCCAUCCCAGGACUUCAGAACCGAGAGGUGACUUGCGGAUCACCCGAUAAGGAUGACUACACCAUCAUUCAAAGACUGAGAAAGUUAGAUCCAUUCCUCGGAGACCUCGAUCAUGGGCAGCCUGGUAUUUCUUUCACGACCGACUAUGGCGACGACAGUCUGCGCUGGUUCAUGGUGUACCAAAACGCGAUCGACUUUAAGCCAUACCGAGCUAUGAAGAUCCCAUCAAACACAACUGUCUUCAUCGACUUGACAAGCUCGUGCCACACAUUCGCCGGAAGACUUGUCCGUGGCGCUGACAUCAACUUCAACGGCGGAGUUCACAAUCUCGGCACAUGGGCAGAGCUGAACUGGGGAAGCUACCCGCUCGCAUAUGGCGGCGUAUCUGUCAUAGAAGGUACUUCGGCGUGA
This is a messenger RNA of Fusarium pseudograminearum CS3096, 462 nucleotides long. RefSeq lists its product as uncharacterized. The transcript has 3 exons. NCBI's taxonomy places the organism in Eukaryota, Fungi, Ascomycota, Sordariomycetes, Hypocreales, Nectriaceae. The coding region runs from base 1 to 462 and encodes 153 amino acids. The record is from RefSeq and is a predicted model, not a curated record.